Rattus norvegicus (Norway rat) is the source of this 2595-nucleotide messenger RNA. The record is from RefSeq and is a predicted model, not a curated record. Lineage: Eukaryota; Metazoa; Chordata; Mammalia; Rodentia; Muridae.
CGGCAGUUCAGCUAACAGGUCGGCGGCGGCAGCUCAAUGUACUGUCAAAACCUUCAUGAUUAUACCAGCAGUCCAGCUCUCAACAGUCAGUAGACUAACACAAUCAGCAGCAGAGACAGCCAGCCGGGCCUCCGCCUCAGCUCCAGUCAGCAAGAUCAGCGGGGAAACCAGGAGAAGUUCUCUCUGCCUCUCUCAGGGAAGCAAAGAUCAGCAAGGUCUCACCUCAGCAAGUGUCUUGCCUCAGCUGUCUCAGUUGACAUCACUCUGCCAAUCAGCGCGAGUCCAAGGGAGCGGCAAGAAACUACGGCACACCACCACGAGUUUUUUUUGCUGUGUUUCUCCCUAUGGAGUCCUAACAAGCGGAGCUCAGCUAUGGCGUGGAAGAUAGAAAUCUACACCACAGUUGAAGGUUGUUCUACUCUCGGCACUCGUGGUGAUUUUUCACUAGUAUGAAUUCUGUCCCGCUACACAGAGAAGAGGAUUUCCAAUUUGCCAACACAGUUACUGAAGCCUCUCUUGGAAGUUCGAAGAGUACAGAAAGCCCGUGGUGUGGACUAUUUUACAAAGGAGAUAAAUGUAUUGGAUUAUACUGGAUCACUAACUGUGGGAGGCAACAGGUUUGGUGACCCUGCACAUAAGGAAAAUGAUGCGGCUUGUUGGCUGCUCCUGGCAUUGCUCCUGGCAUUCCUGAACAAACUGACAACGGAGAAGUAUGAUCUCUGUGAUAAAAUCAACCAACUGCUAGCAUCUCGGAAUACGGCAAGGACAGUGGUGAGAGCAAUGAUAAAACUGACUGCUCCAGAUGCGCAUCAACGGUGUAAAGGUUUCCGAGUGUGCCCUGGAGGACAAUCUUCUCUCCAGAAGCCACAGAGCUCAAGUUGCAGACAAUCAAACCAAAGCCCCCAUUCUGUGGUUGGCAGGGUUAGAGUGAAACUUCAAGUCCUGGUUAAAGUGAGGGCAUUCACUGGUUAAGAAUGGGAUAGAGGGGAGCUGGGGAUUUAGCUCAGUGGUAGAGCCCUUACCUAGGAAGCGCAAGGCCCUGGGUUCGGUCCCCAGCUCCGAAAAAAAAAAGAACCAAAAAAAAAAAAAAAAAAAAAAAGAAUGGGAUAGAGGUUUAAUAUGAAAACGUGCAUUUGGGCAUUCUGGCGCGGAGCGCAGCAGCAGUGGGCGCAGCUAGCGGGUCAGCUGCGGAGCGGGGGUGCAGCGCGCUUUGCCCCCCGUACCCCUCCCCCUCGGACGCAGCCCCACCCCUCUGCCCGCCGGGCUGUCCCAGCCGAACUAUCCCCUGCGGCGCCAGCGCGGGGCGGCUCCGGGCGCCCCCAGCAGACCCCCAUCAUGGGCAGCCAGAGCUCCAAGGCUCCCCGGGGCGACGUGACCGCCGAGGAGGCAGCGGGCGCUUCCCCCGCGAAGGCCAACGGACAGGAGAAUGGCCACGUGAAAAGCAAUGGAGACUUAACCCCCAAGGGUGAAGGGGAGUCACCACCCGUGAACGGAGCAGAUGAGGCAGCUGGGGCUACUGGUGAUGCCAUCGAGCCAGCGCCCCCUAGCCAGGAAGCUGAGGCCAAGGGGGAGGUCGCCCCCAAGGAGACCCCCAAGAAGAAGAAGAAAUUCUCUUUCAAGAAGCCUUUCAAAUUGAGUGGCCUGUCCUUCAAGAGAAAUCGGAAGGAGGGUGGGGGUGAUUCUUCAGCCUCCUCACCAACAGAGGAAGAGCAAGAGCAGGGGGAAAUCAGCGCCUGCAGUGAUGAGGGCACUGCCCAAGAAGGGAAGGCUGCUGCCACCCCGGAGAGCCAAGAGCCCCAGGCCAAGGGGGCAGAGGCCAGUGCUGUCUCCAAGGGAGGAGACGCGGAAGAAGAGGCAGGGCCCCAGGCUGCAGAGCCAUCCACUCCCUCGGGCCCAGAGAGUGGCCCCGCAUCUGCCAGUGCUGAGAAUGAGUAGCUGGGCGGGGGCUGGUGGGUGAUCUCUAAGCUGCAAAAACUGUGCUGUCCUUGUGAGGUCACCAUCUGGACCUUGUGCCCUGGCUGCCUUCCUGUGCCCAGAAAGGAAGGGGCUUGUUGCCCCGUCCCAGCCACGCUCCCUCUUCUCCCUCCUGUGGAUUCUCCCAUCAGCCAUUUGGUCUUACUAUUAGGCCAGUUGAAGAUGGUCCCUUACGGUUCCCAAGUUAGGUUAGUGAUGUGAAAUGCUCCUGCCUCUCUCCUUCCCAAGCCCCAUCCCCGCUGAAGGCAACUGCUGGGUUUCCAAUUCUUUUCCAAGUUCGUUUUGUUUAUCCUGCUUCUCAAGCCCCUGAGCCAGAAGUGGGGCUUACACUCCCAAACCCCGAGCGUCCAGCCUUUCCCUUGUUGAAUUCUUAGUCUCUUGUGCUGUGCCCUGUGGCACCUGGGCUGGGGAGGGCAUUGCCCCUGUCUGGGUUUUUAUAAAUGUCUUACUCAAGUUCAAACCUCCAGCUUGUGAAAUCACCGUGUCUCUGACUUGAUAAGCAAGUAUUAGGCUUCAGGCGGGAGGGAGGUCUGUAAUGUGAAACAACUCCUUGUUGUCUUUCCCCCCUCCCAUUGUUGUAAAUAACUUUUAAUGGCCAAACCCCAGAUUUGUACUUUUUUU